UCUUCACGAUUUCAACCACAUCAUUUCCACCUGCAAGUGUGCAUAACUCAGAAGCCAAUAGGAGGAAAAGAGUAGGAGAGGGAAGAGGUAUAAAACUGGUAACUUAGACACAGAGAAAAGUCAGCAUCUUUCCCGUUCAACCGACUGGUGAAAGUCUGAAACUGUAACUUUUCGUUUCUUGAAGGGUUUAUUUGGGGAUCUCUUCGACGUACAUCUGUUUUGUCUAGAUCUACGUUCUGGGUAAGCAGAGCUGGUUGGAUUGGCUCUUCGAUAUUAGGGUUUAUUCGAGUAUUAAGGAUUUCUCCUUGCUAGAGAUCUGCAACACAAGAUUGUCGGACUAAGAGCAGGCACGCGGGACGUAUACAACUUGAAUUUCAUGGAGGGACCUGGAGGCGAUGCCGCCUCUGCCGUGGCGCCUAUCGCCAAAUGGAGAAAUGAUUUCUCCAGGGCGUUUCAGUACUAUCUGGAUAGAUCUACUCCUCAUCCAGUCCAGAGGUGGCUGGGAACUCUUGCUGUUGCAGCCGUUUAUGUUUUGCGUGUUUAUUAUGUCCAAGGUUUUUACAUAGUGUCCUACGGUUUGGGGAUCUAUGUCUUGAAUUUAUUAAUCGGGUUUUUGUCGCCAAAAGUUGAUCCAGAGCUAGAAGGUUUAGAUGGGGCUUCGCUGCCGACAAAGGGCUCCGAUGAAUUCAAGCCUUUCAUUCGCCGCCUCCCUGAAUUCAAGUUCUGGUAUUCAAUUACAAAGGCUUUCUGCAUAGCCUUUGCUAUGACUUUUUUCUCCAUGUUUGAUGUGCCUGUAUUCUGGCCCAUAUUGCUAUGCUAUUGGAUUGUUCUUUUUGUGCUUACGAUGAAGCGUCAAAUCCUACACAUGAUCAAAUACAAGUAUGUACCGAUUAGCAUUGGAAAACAGAGGUACACCGGGAAGAAGUCUUCUCCAAGUGGCAGUGCCAUGUCUAGGGAUUAGUAUUUUGGAUUCAUACUGGGGAGCGUACAACAGAAGAAUGGAGAAGUAAUACAAAAUCCCCGUGAAGUUUCAUGUUUUAAGAUGUUUCCUGAUGGAACGAACAUAUGUUUUAUCUCGUUAAUCGUUAUGCAUGCGUACGGACUCAAAUUCACUUGGGCUUUCUUUUAAGCCCGCAGACAGUGGAAAUGAAACUUGUGCAUACAUAUAUGAUGAUAAGGAUUCUUUUAUGUUCCUUUAAAUUGCAGAUGAUGUAAUACGCAUGAUUAAGUUCAUACAUUUUCUCAUUUAAUGUAGUUUAAUUCUUCCAUUGUAACUUCCAGCUCUUAGUGGAUUAAUAUUUCCAACAUUCUUAUGCACUAUGCUGCUAUUCUUUUGGUGCCA
Nelumbo nucifera (sacred lotus) is the source of this 1342-nucleotide messenger RNA. Its product is annotated as protein RER1B. Lineage: Eukaryota; Viridiplantae; Streptophyta; Magnoliopsida; Proteales; Nelumbonaceae. Gene Ontology annotation, biological process: protein retention in ER lumen; retrograde vesicle-mediated transport, Golgi to endoplasmic reticulum. The record is from RefSeq and is a predicted model, not a curated record. Gene Ontology annotation, cellular component: Golgi membrane.